AUGAUUACCGACUAUGACGUCGCUAUGUCAGCCAUGUCUGUGAUUAUAAUAGCUUUAAGUCAGCCCCCAAAAAGACGUCCAAGAAGAUUUUGGAUUCGCCCGAGCCUUAGGAGAGGACGGCAGCUGUACAGGACGAGCGAAUUGAUAAAAGAUUUAAUUUUGGAUGAAGCAGACCCGCUGAAUUUGGAAUACCGAAAUGACGUUGGUUUCACCAACUUUUUUCGAAUGCAGCGAUCGGACUUUCAAACGCUACUCGACAAGGUUGGACCCAAUACCUGUUAUAGAGAUGCUAUUCCAGCAAGCGAACGAUUAGCUGCCACUCUACGCUUCAUUGCGACUGGUGAUUCGUACCACUCACUAAUGUAUGUUUUGAAGAUCUCCAAACAAUGUAUCUCUAAAUUCGUACCUGAAGUUUGUGACGCCAUUGUAGAGGCCCUUCAAGAUUACAUUAAGGUAAGGAAAAUUAAACAACAUUAA
Molecule: messenger RNA, 477 nt
Organism: Arctia plantaginis
Lineage: Eukaryota; Metazoa; Arthropoda; Insecta; Lepidoptera; Erebidae
Source: the annotation of a GenBank genome assembly